Molecule: messenger RNA, 1041 nt
Organism: Pocillopora meandrina
Lineage: Eukaryota; Metazoa; Cnidaria; Anthozoa; Scleractinia; Pocilloporidae
Source: the annotation of a GenBank genome assembly
AUGAAUGACACGCUGGCUGUGAACAGUGGCAAAGAGAAUGAUCGUGGUCCAUUAAGGAUUGAUCUUCCUUCCAAGGCAGAAGGCAUCGUAUGGUGCUGUCUUUUUGCUAUACUAUCUGUCUUAAUCGUCGUAGAAAACUUUCUCACCUUUUUCCUCUUUGCAGCCAACAAGAAACUCCGCAAGAAAAGCUUGUUUCUUGUUCUCAAUAUGGCGCUGGCUGAUCUGAUCUUUGGAGCUCUAGCUCUUCCGCUAUAUAUUUACCUUGGCUUUGGAAGACCGGAGUAUUACCGAAUCUGGACUCAAAAUGUAAACACGUAUUUGAACUUGUUCUUAGACAUCACCUCGAAAGUCGCAUUAGUGGCUUCGUUAAUUUCCGUGGCCUUCAUUUCUUGUGAGAGGUUUUACGCCAUAUCACAGCCCUUUAAUCACCGAAAACUAACAGUACGAAAUUACUGUGUUGUGAUAUUUACAGUUUGGAUGUUAGCCUUGCCUUUCUCCAGCUUGGUGUUCUUGAUUCCCGGCCAAGAAUGCACUUACGUAGGAAUGCCAUUCGCAGUUAUCCUGCUGUUUACCAUUUGCGGUUGUAACAUCGCAGUUUGGAGAAAGCUUAAACAGGGAAGCGUCUCAUCACAACAGCAGAAUAGAACCUCGCGAAAUGAACGCGUAACAAGAACUUUGCUGUUCGUUUCUACCCUUGCCUUGUUUUGUUGGCUUCCUUUUGUUAUUUCGAAUGAUUUAAGGGGGCUCGGUGUUUCGAUACCAUGGAGACAUGCAAUGAUUGUCAAUUUUCUCAAUUUUUCUAACUCGUUUGUAAAUCCCAUCGUUUAUGCAUUGAGAAUUCCGGAAUUUCGACGCGCUUUAGCUGUGUGCUGUUCCACAAAGUACUGGAAGUUGAACAAAGAAGAUAAAGAAACUGGAAAUAACAAAGCAGACCCUUUGAUUCCACUGACACAGAAAAGAUCAUCAAGACCUGAUUCCAGUCCCCCACAGCUGAAGUUUGAUUAUGUAAAUACAGAAACCAAAUUUAUGUUAACCGAAUAA